GUGAAAGCUGUUAUCUUGUUUAUCGCCGUCAAAAUUGGUUUCUUCGAUGUAUGAUUUUGAGUUGAGGACAAAACUGACAUUUAACUUUCACUGCCAACUACCCUUUCUAGUAAUUUCCACCAUUUGCCGUACCUCCCUUGUAUCGCUACAAUUUCCCCCAUCUCCAACAUUCAUCACCUACUCUGCUAUCUCUUCCCUCACUCCCAGCCCUCACCCUCAGAAGCCUCAACUGCUCGGCUCUUUUCAUCAAUGGCGACCACUUUCACAACUAUGUCGAACGCGGGUUCACUAUCUAGCAUCUCGCAGCUCAAACCAUUGAGCCCUAGUUUUAGCUCGGUCAAGAUUUCCAGCAUCAGGACUCCAACGAAGCCGUCAUAUGGCUCUUCCUCUAGCUUGUCCUUCUCUGGGUCUCUGUCUCUCGGCCCUCUCAAGUCGUCGUCUUCCCCUUGCCAGAGGAGUGGAGCUCGUCCGCUUAGCUCCGUAGUUCGAGCUAGUGCUCAGGUCCCAGAUUUGCAAGCCAAAGUGACCAACAAAGUGUAUUUUGAUAUUAGCAUUGGAAACCCAGUUGGGAAGCUUGCUGGGAGGAUUGUCAUCGGAUUGUAUGGCGAUGAUGUCCCUCAGACUGCUGAGAACUUCCGCGCUCUAUGCACAGGAGAGAAGGGGUUUGGCUUCAAAAACUCGGCGUUCCAUCGUGUCAUCAAGGAUUUUAUGAUUCAAGGAGGUGAUUUCGACAAAGGAAAUGGCACUGGAGGCAAGAGCAUUUAUGGUCGGACUUUCAAAGACGAGAACUUCAAGUUGACCCAUACUGGACCAGGAAUCGUUAGUAUGGCAAAUGCCGGCCCUAACACCAACGGAAGUCAGUUCUUCAUUUGCACUGUUAAGACCCCGUGGCUAGACCAGAGGCACGUCGUGUUUGGACAAGUUUUGGAGGGAAUGGAAAUCGUCAAGCUCAUUGAAUCACAGGAGACAGACAGAGGCGACCGUCCCAGGAAGAGGGUUGUCAUUGCCGAGUGUGGUGAGCUUCCCAUGUCGGACGCUUGAAGAGUAAUAAUUGAGGGGAAAACGAGAGAAGAUUUGGGGGUUAUCAGAAUCCCAUUUUUCUUAGCUUUCCAUUUUGAUUUUUGUGGAUGUGCUUGAAGGAGACAGCAGUACUUCUAAGCUUAGUUUACUUUGAGGGAUUUAAAGAUCAGUCGUAUGAGAGGCAGAACGUGCCUUCUUCUUUUUAAUAGGAACGAGGGAAGAUUUGAGAAAUAGAGGUGCUCUACUUCUUUCUGCAAUUAUAACCUGCUUUUAAGUCUUCACAAUUUAAUUCCAUUCGAAUGGAGCAAAAUCGCAAGGAUGGACAAUGAUUUGGGUCCACAUUGAACCAACUCCAACCAGACCAACAUUUGUGUUGGCGGGUAAAACUUAUGGGUUGGAUCAAACUAGCCAGCCAAGUACAUAAUAUCAUUUUCUUUGUUAUCAGUCCCAAAUUUUAAGGAUUUUGCGUUUUUUACAGUGGGCUCUGCCUCUGAAAUUAAACAGGUGCACAAGGUGCUUGAUGAGUUUUAUCUAUUAAAGUAUGAAAACUACUUUGGUGGGGAGUCUGUACAGUAUAAGCAGAAUGCACCACAGCAAUCUGGUUUUCAGGAGGGAUGUCUACCAGUAAGAUAUUUAGGGCUUCCUCUGUUGUCUGGCAACUUAUCAAAUAGAGAAGUGGAAGUUUAAGCUCACUAAGAAGAUUCAGCCCCGGAGAGCAAAGAAAUUCACCUAUGCAGAAGACUUCAGCUGGUUUUCUCUGUAUUCAUGGGGAUCAUACAUUACAAAACUGGAUGCAAAUGUUUCUUUUUCCCUAAGAAAGUACUGCAAUCAUGGUUGUCAUGCCGGUGGCAUGCCACCCGGUUGAACCUGGUUCAAUCUAUGCCGGUCAUGAAACCGGUAUGACACCAUCGGUAUGACCGGUAUGAUCGACUUACGUAUUUUAAGUUUAAUGAUAUUAUUUUAAUGAAUUUAAUGAAUAAAAAAAUUAAUUUAUUAUUUAUUUUAUGAAUGUAAUAGUUAAAAGUUAAUGAUAUUUGUUGGAUUGUAACUAAAUUGUCCACAAAUAUGUUUUAUAUAUAAUUAAAUACAUUGGAUAUUAAUUGUUUUCAUAUUUUUUUAAACCGGCAUGAACCGGCACAAACUGGUUAUACCACCGGUCGUACCAUUCCACUUGCCAAACCGGUACAACGGUAUAAACUGGUUUGACAACCUUGACUGCAAUCUAUCAAGUCUCCUCUAGUUUCCUAUGGGAUGGUGAUGAAGUUUGUAAAGCCAAAGGAGGAGGGAGGUGGAAAAAAUCCCACUAUACACUUAAAAAAAAUUCCCAAAAUACAUAAGUUCUUAAAAAAAUUUCCCAAAAUACAUAAGUUAUAAAAAAAUUUCCCAAAAUACACAUGUUUGCCAUUCACCGUUUUUGACAAACGCAGUGAAGAGUAUAUCACCGCGUUUGACAAAGACGGUGAAUAUUUCACCGUUUAAAAAAAAACGGUGACGUAUUCACCGUUCUUCUCUAACACGGUGAACAACGAGCGAUUCAAUCACCGUUUAGAGGCAAACGGUGAACAAAUCACCGUUUUACUGAAACGCGGUGUAUAUUAAACCGUUUUUGUAGGCCAUGAUGAAGCGACGCGGAUCACUGACGUGGACAAAUGCGGUGUAUUCACCGCGUUAGACAAAAACGAUGAAUACCCCGUGUUUGUUUGCGUCAGCGAUCCGCGUCGCUUUUCCUUUCACCGUGGCCGUCAGAUGCGGUGAGGCGCGGAUCGUGGUUUUCUUCCCAGAUCCGACGCCUCACAGCAAGCCACGUCGCCCCUUUCACCGUCUUCGAUAAAGGCGGUGUAUUCAC
Molecule: messenger RNA, 2866 nt
Organism: Linum trigynum
Lineage: Eukaryota; Viridiplantae; Streptophyta; Magnoliopsida; Malpighiales; Linaceae
Source: the annotation of a GenBank genome assembly